AUGACAUCUUCACCAUCGCCAUCUCACUGGGUUGAAUCACUUUUCCCUCCUCAGUAUUCUAUUCGUGAUUAUCGUGCUACAUUCCAACCUGAUCACCAACGUAUACGUCGUUAUAUUACUACAUUAUCAACAUUCGAUGCUCCAACGUUAGCAGCUAUUUAUGAACAAUCGUAUUUAUUUACUCUCAUUCAACGGUUAGCUAAACAAGAAGAAGAGGAGAAAAUCAAAAGUAAGACAAAAACAAAAGCUAAUCAAACCGAACCCGUUGAUUCGGUGCUUGAUAUUCGUCUUAUUCGAGCAUUUCUUGAAAAGCAUAAAGAAAAGGAAGAAAAAAUUGAUCAGACUGAAAAUCUUUGGACAUCUGAUGAAAUUUCAAUUAUUCGUUCAGCUUAUAUGAAAGUUCGUGAUGAUUGCCUACGUUUGAAAUCUGAAAAUGAUUAUUACCGAGAACAACUUGAAGUUUUUAAAAAUAAAUUUAAUGAAACAAAUCAAAUAUUAGAAAAACUUCAAGAAGAACAUUUAUCUCUCAAAAAAACUCACACACGUUGGACGAUACGAACGAAUUCAUCGGAACAACUUCUUGAUGAACAACGUCAAGAAAAUAAAGAACUUAUUGAACAUAUUGAAAAAUUAACUGAACAAAAUGAAUUCUAUCGUCGUAAUCAUUUACAAAUGCAAACUAAUUUACUUGAAAAACAAUCACAUAUUGAACAACUUGAAAAAAAAAUUGAUCAUUAUGAUGAAACAAUAAAACGUGAAUGUGAUCGACGUAUUGGUUUAGUUGAAAAACGUGCUCAAGUUAAUAAAGAUCGAUUUGAAAUUGAAAAUACUAAUUUACAAACAAAAUUAGGUAAAGAACAAGAUUUACGAAGACAAAAUUUACUUGCAUUAGAUCAAUUAAGAAAACAUAUUGCUUUAGCAAAUCCACAAGAGAAUGAACAAGCUUUAUGUGAUAUUAAACAGAUAAUGCCACAAACUUCGCAUAAUCUAACUGUUAGUAAUUAUACAAAUAAAACAAUCAAAUGUGUUUGUGUAGGUGAUGGUUGUGUCGGUAAAACAUCAAUGCUUAUAUCAUAUACUACCAAUACAUUUCCACAGUCUUAUGUACCUACAGUAUUUGAUAAUUAUUCUGUUACUGUAAUGAUUAAUAAUGAACCACAUACACUUGCUCUAUUCGAUACUGCUGGUCAAAAUGGCUUUGAAUUAAUGCGUGCAUUUUCAUAUGCAAAUACUGAUGUAUUUCUUGUUUGCUUCAGUGUUAUGUCUCCAGCAUCAUUCAAUAAUGCUCUUAAAGUGUGGAUUAAUGAAAUUCGUCAAUCAUCAUCAUCAUCUUGUAUGGCACCAUUUGUUCUUGUUGGAACAAAAAUUGAUCUUCGUACAAAUCUAGCUGAUAUUGAAUUAUUAGCUAAAUCCAAACAAAAACCAAUAACACGUGAACAAGGUGAACGUGCAGCAAAAGAACAUGGUGCAUAUGGAUAUGUUGAAUGUUCAGCAUUAACACAAGAAAAUCUUAAAGAGACAUUUGAUGCUGCUAUAUUAGCUGCACUUACUCCAUUACCUUCUAAACGUGUUGGAAUAUUAUGUUGUUGUUCUUAA
Messenger RNA from Rotaria sp. Silwood1, 1596 nucleotides. The record is from the annotation of a GenBank genome assembly. NCBI's taxonomy places the organism in Eukaryota, Metazoa, Rotifera, Eurotatoria, Philodinida, Philodinidae.